AUGAUAGUGGAAAUGAGAUAUGGAGCCGGUACCUUACCGAUCGAGAUCCCUGAUAAGAACGUUGCCAGCGUUCUUGAAAUCUCGGAAAGUGUUCCGCUGUCGGAUGAAGAUGGUGCUGUUCGAGAGGCGAUUGCGCGACCGAUUGCUUCACCACCUUUGGCUGAGAUUGCAAAGGGUCGCGAGUCCGCAUGUAUUGUUAUCUCUGAUGUGACCCGUCCGGUGCCAAAUAAGGUAAUUCUCCCGCCAAUGUUGGAAACGCUCGAACGAGCAGGUAUCCCACGCGAAAAGAUUACUAUCCUCAUCGCGACCGGUAUCCACCGUCCUAAUGAAGGGGCCGAACUCGAACAGAUGGUUGGACGCGACAUUAUAGAUACAUACCGUAUCGUCAACCAUUUUUCGCAGAAACCAGAGCACCACGAAUAUUUAGGCGAGACGCAAAAUGGCACACCUGUUCACAUUGAUAAAACCUACCUCGAAUCGGACCUGAAGAUCGCGACGGGAUUGAUUGAACCGCACCUGAUGGCUGGAUAUUCUGGCGGCAGGAAGGCAAUCUGUCCAGGGAUUGCCUCUGUUGAGACAAUGAAGGUGAUGCACGGGCCCGAGCUCAUGGAACAUCCGAAGUCGAGCAGUUGGUAUCUUAGAGGGCAAUCCGUUUCACAUAGAAGCGACUGA
This is a messenger RNA of Geodia barretti, 672 nucleotides long. Lineage: Eukaryota; Metazoa; Porifera; Demospongiae; Tetractinellida; Geodiidae. The record is from the annotation of a GenBank genome assembly.